Pleuronectes platessa (European plaice) is the source of this 1535-nucleotide messenger RNA. RefSeq names its product HIG1 hypoxia inducible domain family, member 1A (gene higd1a). Bases 274 to 549 code for a protein of 91 amino acids. Gene Ontology annotation, cellular component: mitochondrion. The transcript is spliced from 4 exons. Lineage: Eukaryota; Metazoa; Chordata; Actinopteri; Pleuronectiformes; Pleuronectidae. The record is from RefSeq and is a predicted model, not a curated record. Gene Ontology annotation, biological process: mitochondrial respirasome assembly.
UUCCGGAUCGUGUGGGGGAUCGAUCAGCUGUUAGGACUGAAAUCCUCUCUGGGCUUAUUUAUUCUCACUCGUUCUUCUCUAAUAUGACAUGUGCUCGGGAACUGUAAACCACUUUAAAUGGCUACUACUGUUUGAUUAUACAUGUACAGCGGUUAGUGGGUGUGACAGUGUGUUAAACUUGCAGUUAUUUAGGCCUUUAAAAGAGGAGGAGACUCGGCUCUGCCCUUCAUGUGUAACCUCUGAGCUCUUCUCGUGGGAUCAACCACAGUCAGGAUGUCCACCUACACUGAGAAUGAGUCCAAGUUCAUGCGGAAGGCCAAGGAGAAUCCAUUUGUUCCAGUGGGACUAGCAGGGUUCUUCGCCAUCGUCGGGUACAGACUGAUCAAGAUGAAGAGUCGAGGAGACACUAAAAUGUCAGUGCACCUGAUCCACAUGAGAGUAGCUGCUCAGGGCUUUGUGGUGGGAGCCAUGACUCUUGGAGUCCUAUAUACGAUGUACAGGGAUUACAUCGUAAAGCCCAGAGAACUGAAGGCGGCGGAAAACAAGUGAACCCGGCUUCCUACACUGGUUUUAUGUCCCUUAAUAUAUACCUCAUGUUAAGGUGUGUAGAGUGUUAUCUUCACAGGUGCAUCAUAUCCUUUGUAUGGACGCACCCCCUUCAGCAGCUCACUCCUACUGUAAAUAGAUAUAAUUUAUUGACUACAGUUCUGAACUUGUAAGUAGUACCCAGCUACCACUUCUGUGUUGAGAGUGAGGUUUACUGGACUCAGCUGUUUAAACACUGGUCAGUCUGUGUGGGUUUGUGGAUAUAAAACCAGCUGGUUUGCUAAGUCUGGAGUUUUUUUUUGCCUCUUAACUUGAGUAAAUUUGUUUUUUAGAAAAUGUAGCAUAUUUGAAACAGUGUGAGCAGGUUGAAUCUGGAUUAAAAGCAACCAGCCUAAUCAGUGUAUUUUCCUUUUAUUUCUGUAUUCUUGAAUGAUCCAAUUUUGGGAUGUUUUGCCAAAUGAAAUGCUUGUUUGCACCGUAGCCUUUUAAAACAAAGAAAAGAAAGGCAUCUUGAGGAAGACGUUGACAACACUGGCCUGAGCUCUCACAUUCAUAAAACUAUUAGAAGAAAAGCCGUUUUUGGCUCACCAUAGCAUCACUCCAUAAAACAUUUUUUUAAUAAUCACAAGAAAAUUUAAAAAGAAAAAAGUAAGCCAUCUUCAAACCAUAAAAAUGUAAAAUAUAUAGUUUUGUACAAAUUGAUUGCAAAGGCCACGUCUUUUUUUUCCGAAUUUCUCUAAUGUAGUGAUGCAGAGUCAAGUAUUUCACCCGGUCUUUUGAGACCUCCAGUAUAAACCAACUGAAAUCCAACCUACAGAUUGUGCAGUUACCCAUAUGAUAUCAUGUCUGCUUGAAUAGACGCCUUGUUAAGUUAUAAAUAAAGUGGAGUUUUGAAUGUUGUGUGCAAAUACAGAAGAAAGUUAUUUUUUGAUAUUUGUUUCUUUUCUUUUUCUCUCGAAAUAAAAGUGGCCAUUCUUCUAAUUCUGAAA